This is a messenger RNA of Gryllus bimaculatus (two-spotted cricket), 210 nucleotides long. The record is from the annotation of a GenBank genome assembly. NCBI's taxonomy places the organism in Eukaryota, Metazoa, Arthropoda, Insecta, Orthoptera, Gryllidae.
AUGCCUGGUGCAAUGCUGGGGUCUGGAUACAAAAUAGCUGCCCCGCUCCUCCCGCCGCCUCCUCCUCCUCCUCCUCCUCUGUCUCCUCCUCCUCCUGCUUCUUCUUUCUUUGAUCCGUCCCGCGAAGAGCGAAGAGGACGUCGGCGGUUGUGCACGCGGGACCUGGGGCGUGCAUCUAGGAAGCGCCGGGAGGCGACAGCCACUGACUAG